Molecule: messenger RNA, 2835 nt
Organism: Schizosaccharomyces octosporus yFS286
Lineage: Eukaryota; Fungi; Ascomycota; Schizosaccharomycetes; Schizosaccharomycetales; Schizosaccharomycetaceae
Exons: 2
Coding region: 61-543 (160 amino acids)
Biological process (GO): cellular response to amino acid stimulus; positive regulation of TOR signaling
Cellular component (GO): Ragulator complex
Molecular function (GO): guanyl-nucleotide exchange factor activity; molecular adaptor activity
Source: RefSeq, a predicted model, not a curated record
GCGAACACCGUAACCACCUUAUUUAACUUGUGCAUUGGACAUACAUUUAAUAUAAAAACAAUGAUAAAGCCAAAACAACUAGCUAUUUUAUUGAAGCAAGCCGUAGAUGAGAGCAUGCCUAAUGUCAUGGUAUUCACCAGUACUGGCUCUUUGAUAUCAUAUGUAUCCUACGAGGAACCAGAGGAUGCCCUCCAGCGAUUGGAUUUGGUAAAGAAAAUUCGAUCAACUUCCGCUUUAGCUGGAAAUAUAUACUCAUUAUAUUCAGGAACGAAUCCUAGUCCGCUAGUAGCCGAGUCUACGGAUGAUAUUAUCGCUCAUCAACGGGAUGUCCUGUUUGAAACUAUAAUUGAAUUUGAGAAAGGAAAGCUACUUAUAGCAGCCAUACCCACGGAAGGUCAUGAAGGGUUAUUAAUGUCCAAAGAUCCUUUACUGUUAGGUAUCGUAGGACAUGAACAUGCCAAGGAGGGUAUGAUGCAGCUAAAAUCCGAGAGGCUCAAAGAGGCUAUAACGAACGAGCUUUCUACAAUUGGAAAACUCGGAUGAUCCGGGAGUGCUAAUAACAGAAAGCAACACUGCAAAAUGGAGUACUUUAGACCAAAAACCAAAUGGAUUACUUAUCCAGAAAAUUUAUUUAUAAAAUACUAAUUUAAGAAUGGUAUACUAUGAAGAAAAAGGUUAUCUAUACGGAUACCAUUCUGGUUCUUCUAUUGAUUGGUUUAAAUCGUUUGCUGAAAAUAUUUACUUUUCAACGGAAUAUGAAUCAUCGAACUUUAUUUCGAACGUAACGGUCUUUGAACUUGACUGAAAAAUUCAUCAAGGCUAGCAAAAUUUCCGUUGUUCUCCGAAAAGGCUCUGUGUCUCCUUCCUUGAAGGUGCUAAAAGAUCAGUUAGAAACCAUCUCGAUAAUUGCAAUUCAUACCUUUUCCAAAUCUCUGUAUCUCUCACAACAGUUUUCGCAGUAACCAGCUUUUGCGUCCACCUUGACUUUUUUAUGCGCUAAAGGAUCUACCUCAUAAGCUCCAGUUGGUGUUCGCGUUGCUCGACUAGCCGUUGAAUUCUGCAUGUUCAUAAGUCGAGGCUCCAGAAUAUUCAGCGGGGUCAUUGCUGACCUCUUCACCAUCGUUAAUGGGUUUGGUACUUUCAACUGCUCAGCCGGAGUCUGUUUUUGAAAGGGUACUCCAGAUUCGGCGGCAGUAAUAUCACCCAUCACUUGCUUUACGAUGACACUUGUAGGAUCUUGCUCAGUAUGGUUUAUCAUCUUUUGUUUGUAAGUCUGAUUCGCCAAUUGAUCUCCAAUUUCUUGAGCUGGAUGAUUAUACUUGGUUAUCUUAAGCUCGCGCUUGCGUCCAGUGUUAAAGGGGCAUCUUCCCUGUACUGUCAUUCCUAAGGUUGGCCAGAGAAUUUCCGUAUUAUGAGUAGGUCUUUCCCAUUCUCGAAGUACAAUAGGUUUAUAAAACUGGGUGAUGUCUCUUACGCACAAAAAGUUCUCUUGGAAAUACUCUACAUUUUUACUUGGAACGUAAAAAUUCUUCUCCGAUGCCCCGUAAACUUUUUCGCCGUCUAAAAGUGCUUGCAAGCUGGAAGCGGAGGUGUUACCAAGACUGUCGGGGUCGAGGAAAGUGAAUAGAAUUCUGUUUAGAAGUUCUAGAUUGUUAGCGAUUUCUUUAGAGAAAUAGUUUUAACAUACUAUCAAUGGACCAUAUUUUCAUGUUUGCCUUUUUCGCUAAAUGGAGAAAGUCUGAUGGAGAACAUCUUUCAGGAUCGACUGUUCUUGUUGUUAUAAAAUGGGUUAUCUCAAAAGAGAAGGUCGUUGUAACUUUCUAGUAAUAUUGUGCAUUAGCUUCUAUAUUUUGAGCCGAACAAGAUUACUUACCGCUCCAAGGCUGCAUAUUUUUUGAAUGAUUCUUCUCUUAAUUUCUUCAUCGAUACUAUCCAAGUAGAACACAAAAUUUGGGAAAGCUGUCCGAUAAUCUCGUUGCCAGUAACGAAGUUUGCAUACUCGGAUACUGGUGCGAGGAGCAUCCUUCUGUCGAUUUACAGCAGGUUUUGGACAAUAGUUAGAGAAGGCAGUGGCUGGAAGAGCAAGUCUUGCAAUAGCCGUUGCGGAAUUCAAGUUUUGUGUUCCUGUCAUAUCUGCCUUUGAAACGGGCCAGUCCAUGCAAGAUUCAGGAUUUGCUGUAGUUUGACAAAUCUCUCCGUCCGAUGAAGAACGAUUGUAAUCAAAUGGUGCAAGCAGAAGUUUCGCUGACUCUUCUCCAAGAUUCUGAAUACCAGAGUUGCGAUCUACUAGAGGCGAUCUCAUAAGGGUAUAAGCUUUGUAAACUGAUUGUCAGUUUUGAUCCCUUUACUAAUUAAUGUAUGUGCAAUGAGGAGAGCUAGAAAAACUAAUGGCUCUCUUCCAAAUGAUUCCAAUUUAAGAGACUUUCGACUGCUGAUUAUUUAAUUGAAAAGCAAGACGAUACUGCUGUCAAAGUGCAGCUGACAGUGAAUUGUUGAAAAAAGAUAACUCUUUAUUUAUAUAGCUUCAUUUUUUGUUUGUUUGUUUUGUUUCUUACUUAUUUGUUUUGAAUCUACUUUUGUCAACAAACUGUAAACACGCCUACGCGUCUCAUAUACUCGCGACGCGUUACGCGUCGCGAGUAUACAAGAGCAGUACAUGCUAUUUAAGUUGGGGUUUCAUGUUCUACUUUCUUGUUUUUACAGUAUUGUAACAACUACAGUUUUUAGUCUUAAAUUCUUUUGUACUUGAAACCUCUCGUGGUUUAAUAUUUUUCAUGUUAAAAAUCGUUGAAGUCGUUUAAGAAUAUAAUUAAGAGCAUUACGUAUCAUCCACAA